Molecule: messenger RNA, 3993 nt
Organism: [Torrubiella] hemipterigena
Lineage: Eukaryota; Fungi; Ascomycota; Sordariomycetes; Hypocreales; Clavicipitaceae
Source: the annotation of a GenBank genome assembly
AAGAGCACCACCCAAAAAAAAAACAAUUUCAACAAACUGAUCAUCGCAUCAGCUAUCUGCCUAGUAACGCGUUAAAGUACGCCGGAAGGCCGUAUAUUUACACUGCGAUGGCUGGGCGCAUGCUUGCUAUGCGGCUCCGCCCGCUGUCUGGUCGCGGGUCGACCGCGUCGGCAAGCGUCUUAUAUCGACCCCAAACAGGAGGGCUUUUGCGCGCAGAUGCAUUAAUUCGUGCAACGCAACGGCGUCUUUGGUUUGGAGAAAAUGCUUUCCAUAACUCUGUUAUCACACGCAACGCUUCCUUCGCUAGGUUCCUGCCCAAGUUAGUCAUGAAGUUUGCCAGAAUACCAGCGAUGUUCGGCGGGUUAGCAAUCGGUGCUUUUGCAUGGGUCCAAUACCAAGCCACACAGGCUGGUACCUAUGCGAUAAACGUGUUCAACAAUACAAAGGAUGCCGUAGCUGACGGUGCCUCACUUUUCUACGAACAAGCUCUGGCUGCCGCAGCUCAGACAAAGAAGGGCUGGGAAAAUACCAAAGAGCAAAUAGAAAUGCCGGAGUGGCUCAAGAAAGUUCUACGGCUCGAUGAAGAGGCCGCCUCCGGAGGGCCUGGAGGCCCUGGUGGUGCGCCUGAUCCAAGGCAGAGCAAAACUGGCCCUGUGGCAGCUGCGGCAGCAACUGUUGCAGCUUAUAGUUAUGAGAGCGACUCUGAUUCGGACCAUAAAGAUGAGUCCAAAGAUGACCAAAUGAUGAUUCUUACCAAGAAGAUGAUUGAGAUACGCAACAUCCUACAAAAGAUUGGCCAAUCCGACUCUCUUAUGCUUCCUUCGAUCGUGGUUAUCGGCUCCCAGUCAUCAGGCAAAAGCUCUGUGCUAGAAGCUAUUGUUGGGCACGAAUUCUUACCCAAGGGUUCCAACAUGGUUACACGCCGACCGAUUGAGCUGACUCUGGUAAACACUCCAGGCGCUCUCGACGAAUAUGGCGAGUUUCCAGAUCUCGGGUUAAAGCGAAUUUCCGACUUUGCAUCCAUUCAGAGAACCCUUACAGAGCUCAACUUAGCGGUUCCUGAUUCUGAAUGCGUCUCUGACGAUCCUAUUCACCUUACUAUAUACUCACCAAACGUACCUGACCUGUCUCUGAUAGACUUACCUGGCUAUAUACAGGUAGUCGGCCACGAUCAGCCUCUAGAGUUGAAACAGAAGAUUUCCGAUCUUUGCGACAAAUACAUUCAGGCUCCAAACGUCAUAUUGGCUAUCUCCGCCGCCGAUGUAGAUUUGGCAAACUCAACAGCCCUACGUGCAUCGCGUAGGGUCGACCCACGGGGCGAGCGAACCAUUGGUGUCAUUACCAAAAUGGAUCUUGUCGAUCCCAUCCGCGGAGCCGGAAUCCUGAACAACAGACAAUACCCCUUGCGCCUCGGAUACGUUGGUGUUGUGUCCAAGGCACCGUCAUCAGCUGGACUGUUCAAAAUGGGCUCCUCCAAUCUGCUCACAUCCAUUACGAAGCAUGAGAAUGCGUACUUCACUUCACAUCCCAUGGAAUUCGGCACUGAUUCUGGCGUGAGUGUCGGAACCUUGAGUCUACGAAAAAAGCUCAUGACCGUCUUGGAGCAAACGAUGUCUUCCAGCUUGCAGGGCACAAGCGAUGCAAUCAGGCAAGAACUUGAGGAAGCGUCAUACGAGUUCAAAGUGCAAUAUAAUGAUCGGCCUCUUUCGGCGGAGUCAUAUCUUGCUGAAAGCCUCGACGCCUUUAAGCACCUAUUCAAGCAGUUCACUGAAGAAUUUGGUCGGCCUGAGAUGCAUCAGCUGUUGAAAAGUGAGCUAGAUCAAAAAGUCCUCGACUUAUUAGCUGCUAGGUACUGGAACAAGCCAGUCAAUGACCUGCUUCAGCCUGCGGCGGAAACCGACAAAUUAGCUGACCUUCCGACCGCUGCAACCGACUCUCUUUACUGGCACCGCCAACUGGACGCGUCUACAUCAUCUCUUACAAAGCUCGGCGUUGGACGAUUGGCCACAACUGUCAUCGCUUCCUCGUUACAGUCAAGCGUUGAAAAGCUCCUCGAUCAGUCUAAUUUUGCAAAUCACCCUUUCGCCCGCAAGGCAAUCAUGGAGGCGGCAUCUACCAUCCUCGACGAACGUUUCUACAGCACAAGUGACCAAGUCGAAAACUGUAUCAAGCCCUUCAAGUUUGAAAUUGAUAUUGAUGAACGUGAAUGGGUCCAAGCAAAGCAGCAUGUGGGUAGCACACUCAAAAAAGAACUGCAAGACUGCGAAAAGGCGCUCGGUUCAAUUCAGGAUGCCGUCGGUGGCCGUCGUAAGCUCAACGAAGUAAUGUCAUUUAUCGACAAGGCUCGAAAGGGGCAAGUCUUUGUCGAAGGGGAUGGUAGAAGUGGUGCCGGCGGCUUCAGUGCCGCUCUUCUCGGUAAAGGACGUGAGGCGGUCUUCCUCCGUGACCGUGCUGACACAAUCAAAAUGCGCAUGUUGGCAGCGAAAUCCAAGCAAUGCUCGGUUCAGAAAAACAAGUAUUAUUGCCCUGAAGUAUUCCUAGAUGCAGCUGCCAACAAGAUCGCAUCCACCGCUGUUCUCUUUUUGAACGUAGAAUUGCUCUCUGAAUUCUACUACAAUUUCCCCAGAGAGCUUGACUUGCGUCUUGGUAGACACCUCUCUGACGCGGAGGUUGAAAUGUUUGCCAAGGAAGACCCUAAGGUUCGCAGACACCUCGAAGUUAUCCGCCGCAAAGAGCUCCUGGAACUGGUUCUCGAGAAGAUGGACAGCCUACGACAACUUGAAGGUCGCGAGCGAGAGCGCCUGGCAUCGAGCACUCGUCGUGAAACUGGGAACGAGCGCGGCCGAUGGGGUCUAUUUUAACUUGAAACGGACGGUCCAUGGACAUUGACCGUUUUUAACGACAAACUUGUACUUUAUUCUAUAAUAUGCUAAUACCACCUCCACACAAGGACACUCGCCUUCAAUUGAUUAUUUUCAACACCCUCUGGCGUCGUUAGUAAAAGUAUUUGUACUCUUCUGAAGCAGUAUAAUCUAAAACUAUUGCAUCAAUAUAUUUCAUUCGUAGCUUAUAAGUUAUAUAGUGUAUUUUUAUCUUUCUAAACCGUUUUAAGCUUUAUGCGUCCGUCGCAAUUUGAAAGGUGGUUUCCCAGCGAACAUUCCCCCCCAACCCAUAUCCUUCGCCGAGGGCAUUUUGUACAAGGGAAGCGACACGUGUACGUAGGCGGCUAACUGAAACCUCGUCACAGCCGCGAACAACAGUGAUUUUGAGAUUUGCCAUGCAGAGGCCGUAAUGAACUUGCCAGAACUGAGCAUCGUCUACGCGUCUAAUAUUUGGUUCUGCUGCAAUCUCACGCAUGACAGUUGACACUCCAUUGUUUCCGCCCUGUCCUCCGUAGGACAUCAACAACAUUAGGCCCUGGGAAACAGCUACGCGCAUUCCCAACGUGAACAUUGCCAAUGAAAUUGUGGCACAAAUUAGUCUAUCAAGCCAAGUGUAAAGCGAAAUAGAAAAGAGCGGAAGCAAGGCAAUGAUGCUUGAGAAAAAUAAUGUAAGAAAGUGGAAAGGAUUUGAGAGAAUGCUUGGCAACGAUGAGAGGUAGGAGACUCUCAUGACUUUAGCGAUUCUUGUAUGGUUUUUUAACCCAUAUGCGGAGGCAAGCGUGCUGAUUAUGGCUGCGGCUGCCACUAGAUCGAUAGAUCCCGCCGAAAGUCUGUCAUGAGAAUGUUCGUGAUGAGGCUCAUGGUGCCCCAGAGUCUCGAGAAAAUGUUUCAAAUUGUGUGAGACGAGAUCAAAGCCGCCAAAGAGGAGAAAAAUCGACAUGGCAAAGCCAGCGAGCACUUCUGCCCUCUCGAGGCCGAACGGAUGCCGAACACUGCUGCGCCUCCAGACUUCAAAGUUUCCAAGCACCUCCACAACCACGCAAACUGCAGCACUGCCAGCAUCGAAGAAGACGAGGUGAGAUAAAGCAGUUGCCGCUAAAGAACCCUCAGA